UGAAUGCGUCAGAGACUACUAUACUAUAGCGCGCGAAAAUUGAGUAGCUGGUAGAGUGUGUGCUCGUGUCAUUUACUUUUAGAGUUUUAGGUUAGAGUCGUAGCUACUAGUGAUUGAACUGUUUAUCCAGUUAUGAUGAAUGAAGAAGAGUUUCAGGAAAUAACGUGUGCUGAAGAUUUUGGGCAAUCAUUUUUGAACUCUGACAACAGCGAGAAUUUGACCUUGUGUUCAAAUGUUCCUGCUUUGUGCACAGAAGAACCAUGUAUUCUCGGCGUUGAUGAAGCUGGCAGAGGACCUGUUCUUGGUCCCAUGGUAUAUGGUGUCAGCUAUUGCCCAAAGAGCAAACAAGACGUUUUGAAUGAUCUAGGAUGUGCUGACUCCAAAAGUCUUACAGAAGAAAAAAGAGAAGAUAUUUUUAAAAAAAUUUGCAGUGAACGCGAUACAAUUGGCUGGAUCGUUGAAGCUAUAUCACCAAAAACUAUCUGCAAUAAUAUGCUUAAGAGGCAAAAGUAUUCUUUAAAUCAGAUUGCUCAAGAUUCAACAGUGCAUCUCAUAAACAGUGCAUGUUCAAAAGGUGUUAGAAUUGCAGAAGUGUAUGUUGACACAGUUGGAAUGCCAGAAAAGUACCAGGCAAAGCUUUCUGCUAUAUUUCCUGAACUUAAGAUCACUGUGGCAAAGAAGGCUGACGCUACAUAUCCUAUUGUUAGUGCCGCUAGCAUAUGUGCUAAAGUUUCUAGAGACCGGGCACUUUCAGUAUGGAAAUUCACAGAAGGGUUGGAACUAACAGCUAAAGAAUUUGGAAGUGGAUACCCCAAUGACCCAGUAACUAAAAAGUUUUUAGUAGAGAACAUUGACCCGGUAUUUGGAUUUCCACAACUUGUUAGAUUUAGCUGGUCGACUGCAGAUAAAAUAUUGCAAGAAAAUGCUGUGCAAGUUGAGUGCUGUCUUUUUGAGGGAGUGUUGGCGGUAAUUCAUCUCUUCAUCAUCGGGGUGGACGCCUUGCGGGUUCAGCACCCGGAUGGAGGUAUGCUGUACUCGAGGCAGGAAGAUGUGGUGGUGUCAAGUCACCAGUGAGCAUUAAGGUUGGUAUGGAAUGUAUGGGAAAUGCGGAAUGAAGUAAGGAGGCUUGAGGAAGUGUUUGAAGAGCUUAGGCAAUGUGCAGAGGGCAAGGGAAUGCUGAAGGAAGUAGCCAGGGAGUAUAAGAAAUUGCAUGAGGCUUAUGAGACACUACGGAAGCAGGUAGGGUGGAUGGAGGAAGCGGUGCCACGGGUAAGAUGGAAACAAGGGUGGCUGAACGCAGGGGGGAAAAUAUUGAAAACAGUCUUCGGAAUCACGGACAAAAGUGAUAUAAAGGAGAUGAACAACAUGGUGGAAACAGUGACGCAACUUGAAGAGGGGAAUAGAGCAGCGGAAGCAUGGCACGCAACCCGGAUUGGGAAAUUGGAGGGGGAAGUCCUGAAUAACACACGAUUGCUCCGUUCAUUAGCAGGGCAGGUAGUGGAAUAUGUUAAGGCGUCAGAAGAUGUAAUAAAUUGUAACCUGGGAACCUUACAGGUGUGUCUGGAAGCCCUAGAUUUCCAGGUGGUGUUAACUAGACUUCUGCAGGGGGUUGCUGACAGUGUGUGGGAUGUAAAGGGUAUGAUAACAAAUCUGCAAGAAGCACUGCAUCACACUUUGCGAGGCCAGAUAAGUACUGAUUUGUCACCGCCAGACCAAUAUUUAUGCGGGUUGCGCAAGGCACAGAGGGAACUACCGUCAGGGUUUAUAUUUUGAUUCAAUUCCCAGUUAUGGAGUAAAAUGCAAGGUUUCAAUGUCACACGGUCCACCCGUGUCCAGUGAAGUGGGGAGUGUUGAGCAAGUUUGUAGAAGUAAAAACUGAGGAUGUAUUGCUGAUCUCGGUAGUUAACAGCCAGUACGCCAAGAUGACAAGGGAGGAAUUGUGGAGCUGCCACAGAGGGAAGGUAAUGUAUGUCCAGCCAGGGUGAUAAGCACCAAUCCAGAGACAUGCACGGUGCAGUUAUUUUUAGCCAGGAGGGAAGAAAUAGACUGUCCAAGGGACAUCAUGGAGCUAAAAUUGAGCUUGCAAUGGGUCGGGAUGCAUAGGAUCUUCUCCACCUACAAAAAAUUAAUAGUAGUAGCAAGUUGUUUUGAGCAGGGAGAAUUUGCUGAAGCGAAAUGUAUAGAGCUCGAGGGGAGCGGAAUUUUAAUCAAUGGAACUAAGUGUAACAUAAUAGGAUCAACCUUCCAUCUGCCAGCGUCAAUUUCAGGAGUCACGCAAUUGAAUGUUACACAGCCACAGCUGUACUGGCCACAAGCAACUUUACGAGUUUAGCCAAGGCAGAAUCUGACCUUGUUAAAUCAAACCCUAGAGUCAGGUCUGUUGAGAUCCAUGAACCAGUUCAUUUCAGAGCAAGAGGAGUGCAUAUCAGCCAAACAGCUUGUGCAACAUGUCGCUCAAUAUAGAUAAAGGCAACGACAAGUAGCGAUCAUUUUGAGCACCUCUUUGCCAAGUGCCAUCACAGCCUUAAUUCUGUUGAGUGUGUUUUUCAUUCUAAUCGGGAGGAGACCCAAUUCUAAGAGGGAACCGACGGUAGUCCAAAUCCCAGUGGAUUGGAUACUGAGGGCGUAAGAUGGGUAGGUAAGAGGUUGAUCGAGCAUUAAGUAGAGUGGUUAUCCAGUAAGGAAUUUUUACGUUUUGUCUCAUGUCAUGUGCUUCAAGAGGACUAGACUACAUCUAAGUCUUGUAAUAGUAGUAGUAAAUAUAAGUUCGUGCCAACUCAAACAAGUUUAAGACUAGUUAGAGGUCGACAUGGGGACCAUGUCUUUCCGAAGGGGGGAAUAAUGUAGCGGCACCACUGUUUAAGAUAGGAAAGAGUUUAGACUUGGUGCAAUAUUUCUGAGCUCACAAGUUACAGCCAGGUGCGAGCCUGUUGGCAGUAAGUUACGCUUACCAGUGGUUGUGAAGUAAAAUGGAAGCCACAGGGGCCGUAGACCCUCUGAAAAGAGUAAACCCAAUGGUUUGCAUGGUGCAAGUUACAGGCAGAAGGGGCCCACUGGCCUACCUAGGUGUUGAGUACAUGACUUGGAGCAGCGCGUUAUCGAAACAGAGGUGCACAGCCGCGUAUAAAUAGGUGCCGGUUCACUAACAAGGCUUUCAAGUGUGACAGCUCUCCUGGACGGUGGGGCGUGUCACACCACCGGCUACACACAGCAGCAGAUGAGGUACCAGCAUUCCAGUCCACGGCAGGUCGCUGGUUCAACCAUCUGAGGCCAACACGGGGUCCGCAUCCAGCCAGUGGCAGGCCAUGCCACGGCUCACUACUGUGGGCAGUGUUAUUGGCUCCCGACAAAUGCUGGAGGCAUCCCGAGGCGAGAGCCGCAGAUUCAGAUGCUGGAUCUCAGGCGCUUGUUGUCACCGUGAUCUUAGCCACACCGGCAAGGAAGCACGCCGGGGCCGCAUUGCAGCUCCUAACAGGCAGAGCUGAAGCUACUGCGGCGAAGACCACCGAGUCGACUGCAGACGCCUCCUGACGUUGUCACAACUCCGUGGCUGUACAAGGCCGACACAUAGCAGUGCGCUGCACGGGUCGCUGAGGCAGCCAUUGCAUGCCAAACCAUUUCGCAGACAGCGAAGUGGUGUCCUCAGCAUUGCGGGAGCCGGUGACGCAGACCGAGAGGAAUGGGGGCACUGUAGCUAUAAAAAAUAAAUCACUUGGUAAACUCGAAUGAGUUUUAAUACCACACACCCUGACAGUUUCUAUCCUCGUCCAACAUACAUGUACACUGACGAUGAGAAGCCACAAACUGAACUGCAAUGCUUUUGCUACGUUCUGCCAAUGAGAGGAAAGCAUGGAGGGGGUAGCAGCAAACAGAACAGUAUUGCCAAUGACAUAUUAAGAACCCUAAAGGUCUCUCAGACCGAUAAUUUGGUUCAGGGUUUAAUGCUGCAUCAAAUUUUAUUUGUCAUCAGAAUGUACUAUGUUUUACUUCCAGUGUAUUCUUUGACAUUGCAAAUAACUGAGAAUAA
Messenger RNA from Schistocerca americana (American grasshopper), 4027 nucleotides. RefSeq names its product ribonuclease H2 subunit A. Gene Ontology annotation, cellular component: ribonuclease H2 complex. Gene Ontology annotation, molecular function: RNA binding; RNA-DNA hybrid ribonuclease activity. Bases 133 to 1074 code for a protein of 313 amino acids. Lineage: Eukaryota; Metazoa; Arthropoda; Insecta; Orthoptera; Acrididae. The record is from RefSeq and is a predicted model, not a curated record. The transcript has 6 exons. Gene Ontology annotation, biological process: mismatch repair; DNA replication, removal of RNA primer.